UGAACAAGCUUUCUCCACAAACGCAUUUUGUCCUAUAAUAUUAACAUAACAGGCUACUGAAGGGCCUUUUUAAUGCCCAAUUUUGAUUUCUUUAAAUUAUCCCAGAUUUUUGUGUGUGACAUAUUGCCACACUACCCAGCUUUUAUCUUGACAGCGGCUGCGUCCUAGUACUUCCGCCAGUCUCGUGCAGCAGCAGUUGUGUGGACCCGCUCGGCAGUUACCUUCCUGUGGUUUUCUUCUCCGUCACUAACGUACGGGGCUCCGGCCCGGUGUCCAACCAGCCGCAGCCGCUGAGAAACGUUUGAGAAAUGUGUCACCCGUGUGCCGAGGUGGCGAGAGACACCAGUUUUACAAAAACAGAUAAACUAUCAUGAUUCCCAUCACAGAGCUCCGGUACUUUGCUGACACCCAGCCAGCGUACCGUAUCCUGAAGCCAUGGUGGGACGUUUUCACAGACUACAUCUCAAUCAUAAUGCUGAUGAUUGCUGUGUUCGGUGGUACACUGCAGGUCACACAGGACAAAAUGAUCUGCCUGCCUUGCAAGUGGGUGGUCAACAAGUCAUGCGAGACCAUGCCCAUCCCAAAUGUGACCGUCAGUGCACCAGAACCCAAAGGCAUUCAGUAUGACCUCGACCGUCACCAGUAUAACUAUGUCGACGCUGUGUGCUAUGAGAACAAACUACACUGGUUUGCCAAAUAUUUCCCCUAUCUGGUGCUGCUCCACACCCUUAUCUUCCUGGCCUGCAGCAACUUCUGGUUCAAGUUCCCCCGCACAAGCUCAAAACUGGAGCACUUUGUCUCCAUCCUCCUCAAGUGCUUUGACUCCCCGUGGACAACACGGGCUUUGUCCGAGACCGUGGUGGAGGAGAGCGACCCCAAGCCUCUGGGAAAAAUGAACGGAUCGAUGGACAAGAAGGCCUCGUCUGUGAGCGAGGACGUUGAGGCUAGCGUGCCCAUGCUCCAACGAACAAAGUCCAGAAUUGAACAGGGAAUUGUGGAUCGCUCUGAAACUGGAGUUUUAGAUAAAAAGGAAGGGGAGCAGGCUAAGGCUCUUUUUGAGAAGGUUAAGAAGUUCAGGAUUCAUGUAGAGGAGGGUGAUAUAGUGUACCGUCUUUACAUACGUCAAACCAUCAUCAAGGUAAUCAAGUUUAUACUGAUAAUUAGCUACACAGCCUACUAUGUACGCUAUAUAAGGUUCAAUGUAAUGUGCUCGGUGAACAUUCAGGAACUAACAGGGUACAGCACCUACUAUUGUGCUCACCCGUUAGCAACUCUUUUUAAGAUAUUGGCCUGUUUCUACAUCAGCUUGGUGGUGGUUUAUGGUCUUAUCUGCAUGUACACUCUCUGUUGGAUGCUCAGACGCUCCCUCAAACGAUACUCCUUCGAAUCAAUCCGCGAGGAAAGCAGCUAUAGUGACAUCCCUGACGUGAAGAACGACUUUGCCUUCAUGCUACACAUGAUAGAUCAGUAUGACCCUCUCUACUCAAAGCGCUUUGCUGUGUUUCUGUCAGAGGUGAGCGAGAACAAGCUGAGGCAGCUGAACCUGAACAAUGAGUGGACGUUGGAGAAGCUGAGGCAGCGAAUCACCAAGAACUCCCAGGAUAAGCUGGAGCUGCAUCUGUUCAUGCUCAUUGGGAUCCCAGACACAGUAUUUGAUCUAAUUGAGCUGGAGGUGCUCAAGCUGGAGCUUAUCCCUGAUGUAACCAUCCCACCUAUCAUCGCCCAGCUCUCGAACCUGAGGGAGAUGUGGCUCUAUCACACCCCGGCUAAGAUUGAGGCUCCUGCUCUUGCUUUCCUGAGAGAGAACCUGAAGUCUCUCCACAUAAAGUUCACAGACAUCAAGGAGAUCCCACUGUGGAUCUACAGCCUGAAGAACCUCAGUGAGCUGCACCUAACCGGGAACCUGAGUGCUGAGAACAACCGCUACAUCGUGAUCGAUGGGCUUCGGGAGCUCAAAAGGCUCAAAGUGCUGCGUCUGAAGAGCAACCUGACCAAGCUGCCGCAGGUGGUGACGGAUGUGGGCGUGCACCUGCAGAAGCUCUCUGUCAACAACGAGGGUACCAAGCUGAUGGUGCUCAACAGCCUGAAGAAAAUGGUCAACCUGACGGAGCUCGAGCUUCUUCGCUGCGAUCUCGAACGCAUUCCACACUCCAUCUUUAGUUUGCACAACCUGCAGGAGAUUGACCUGAAGGACAACAACCUGAAGACAAUAGAGGAGAUCAUCAGCUUCCAGCACCUGCACCGGCUUGUGUGCCUGAAGCUGUGGUACAACCAGAUUGCCUACAUCCCCAUUCAGAUUGGAACACUUACCAACCUGGAGAGGUUGUAUCUAAACCGGAACAAGAUAGAGAAAAUCCCCAGCCAGCUGUUCUUCUGCCGCAAGCUGCGUUUCUUAGACCUGAGUCACAACAACCUGACCAGCAUCCACGCUGAUAUAGGCUUCCUCCAGAAUCUGCAGUACUUUGCUGUGACAGCCAACAGGAUCGAGACUUUGCCGCCGGAGAUGUUCAAGUGCAAGAAGCUGCGUACUCUGAAUCUGGGGAACAACUGCCUGCAGACGCUGCCAUCACGCUUCGGAGAGCUCACCGGGUUGACCCAGCUUGAGCUGCGAGGGAACCGUCUGGAGUGCCUGCCAGUGGAGCUCGGUGAGUGUCGGCUGUUGAAGAGGAGCGGCCUGGUGGUGGAGGAGGACCUGUUCAACACGCUGCCCACAGAAGUCAAAGAGCAGCUUUGGCGGGCCGAUAAGGAGAUAGCUUGAGCCGAACCUGCUGCUGCAGAGGAAAGAAGCUUGAUUGGAGAAAUAAACGAGCAGACUCAAAGGUUUUACAGUUACAUUUGCAGUUGUGGUGCAGUGUGGCUCAGAAAACUGGCAGUAGUAAAUCAAUUAUAGUGCAACUGACAGCUAGUUUGUUGAGGCAUGAAGGUGUUGGUCCUGUUGUUUUCUUCAGGCUCGCUGUACGCUCAACAUGCUUGGAGGUAUCGUUUUGUGUGCACAAAACAACUCCGUGAUGAACAUCAACAGAUCAUCCCACAGCAGAUCUCACAGCUUAGGCCUUAACUCAGAGGACUGCUGAAACGACAUCACAGAGAAGCUGUCAAAUAUUCAGCAGAAAACAAAUGGGAACAAACUCUACAGUACAAUGUCUAAAUACCCUGCAGUUGUUAAUUUAUAACGUCGGCCUGUGUGGCAGCACAUUUGUUACUGGAGCUGUGGAGAAGUGCACCAUUGUUCUUUGACUCAUUCACAGAACAUCAUGUCUUAACUAGGCAUGUGAAACAGGCUUCACUGUAUUUUGCAUGACAAAACAUCAGACACAUUACUGAUGUGUCUUAUUAAGGUAUGUGAGAUUUAUUGUUAUUGGUCUGUUGAAACGAGGUCAAGGUAAUUUGGUACUUUCAAAUGCUACCACACGUUGGUAUCAUGUUUGGGCCUUUGAAACGGCCUGUGUUGUGAUGUCAAGUAAUACAUGAUCAAAAUGACAGUGAGUCCAACACAUUCUACACAGCAACUGAUUUGUUGUUUUGUUUAAGAAUUUAUUUUAAGCUUCUUGUGGAACGUAUACCUGUAGUCAAAGAUCUUAAGUGACCUUUGUUCAGUUGACAGCGAAUAUGUUGCUUCACUGACUAGAUUGUAAUGACACAAGGUGUCCCCCGGCUGACACGAAGUUUGUAGUCCCUGAAUUAAAGUCACAGGGUCAUAAACAUUCAGAAAGCACCGGUCAAUGUUGAUUUGUGUCUUUAUUAAAUGAAAACAUGUGCAAGCACGCAUGGCACUCAUACACCCAGUAGAUAAUGCGUAGACCAAUAAAACAAGCAAGAAUCAAGAUAGUUUUUGAAUUAUGGGACCAUUAGAUGAUUAUUACCUAAAUGGCACCUCCAAGUGGCUGAACUCCUGCAGAUGUGAGACAGGAGAGUCUUAAAUAGCUGGUAGGUGCACUGCCAGUUUCCAAAAGAAGUGUUGUUGUUGAUGACUCAAGUGCCCAGCUGUUUGUAUGCUGGUCCUUCUAUUUAUCAUGCUUGGUUUACUCAAGGGAAAGCUGCACAUUUGUCAGCUCUUUGUUUAUCCAUUCAGGAGCAAAAUGAGGACAAACAGGAAAUUACAGAGUGAAGGGAACUGGUUUUGACCGACCCACACAAGGGAAACAUUUAUUCACAGAGAGAGUAUACAGAAUUUGAUUUCCACAUCCAUGGUCCAAAUUAGUGCAACAUGCUUUGUCUGCUUGAAACACUUUUCUUGUUAAGACCUUGGAUUUAAUAGCAUCAUUUGGAGUAACCCUGCUACGUUUACUCCAGCCAGGCAUCUCGUUGCUAAUAUGGCCUUAUCUUUUACAAGCUGUAUGCCCUGUUAAUGAUCACAAACAUCACGUUCGUGACUUUUUUAAUGUGUUGUAAAAUGUAUAGCUAAAAUGUUUAACGUCUUUUGUUUCAUACAUAGCCAUAUGGUAUGUUGUCUUAUUGUUACCAGCUGUUUCUUUUUGAUUUUAGCUUUAAAAGAGAUUUAAGGGACAUUUCACUAUAAUGAUACAAUUGCACCUUUGUUCACAGUGAAUUAUUUUAUUUUUUUUCACUGAGGCCUUGGCUAAAUCCAAAUGCCCUUCUAGGGGUCAUUAGUGAAGUGCAGUCCUGUUCUGAAAGAAGAGCCUCAGUCUUGAAUGUGUUUACUAGAAACCAGUAAAAACUGGAAGCAAAGGAUGAGAGCAAAAAAGAACACAUGCCAACAGACAAAGACAGUAGGUCAAAGGGAAUCUCAGCUUUUCCAACAUGUAUAACAUUUUAAAAAUAAACAUUGUUUUUGUAUGGCAGGUCCACCUUGGAAUGUCUGCUCUGGUUUAAUUUUGGUCUUGCCAAGUAACAGCAAGAACAUGUUUUUCACUACAUGUCAUCACCUGUUGGAUGCCAAAAGAUUAAUGCUAAUAGGCAAAACAAUGAGGUACUAGCACAUUAAACUAAACAAAAUAAAUAUAUUAUUAUAGUGCAGUAGCUGGCCAAAGAUAUAGGGACAGGUUGUUGGACAACUUGCAUCAUCUAAAGUAAAUUUGAUAUAUAAUAGGCUCAUUGUAGUGGUGCAGUGCAGUUGCCAGUGCUGCUGACACUAAAAAUCUCCCUCCUGCAGUGCACCGCAGAGUGUCAAAAUAGCACGUUUAAACAAUGUCUGUUAUUGUAUCAAGUGUGUUUUGGUGGUCAUAUCAUUAGAGGUUGGAUAGUCUCAACUAAAUAUAGUUUUUCCAGCCUUAGUAACAAGUGCUAACCUCUUUAUCUGUUUCUUUAUCUGGCUAUAUUAUGGCUAUUAUAUUUUAAUUUUCUGACCUCCAGAGCUCUGACCAGGAUGAUACAGUCACUUCCCUCUGAGUCACAAGAUGAGCACAUUUAACCUGCACUCCCUUUCCUGCAUGUCAGCAUCAGUGAAGGUCUGAGAGGAGGUCAGUCAGCAAUUUGCAAAGCACCAAAAGGAAGUCUUAGUGACUAAUAAAAUUCCCCUUGGUUGAGUGAAAACUCUUAUGCUAGUACUUUAGUAUCAUGUCAUAAGCAGCUUAUUCUCAUCUAAAUAUUAAAUAACUUCAAUAUAUUUAAGAUCUUUUUUUUUCACUCUGUGCAAAUGCGCCAAAAUACGUUCGCUUUUAACUUUGUGUUCUCUCUCCAUGAAUUUAUGUGAAAGUAUGAAAUGUAAAAAAUGGGCUUCUGUUUGUAUGUUAUUUAUGCCUUAAGUUGUGUGCAACAGCAUGAUUGAUAAUUUUUUUCUUACACAGAAUUACAGAGGGUUACAGCAGACGGUCAGUGUUCUGAUAUUUUUGGACACAGCUCCUUUUCCCUAAAAACAAAACAGUACUUCACAACUGAACAAAAGCAACUCUUGACAAUCUAACACUGUAAACGGAGGGGAGCUCACCCUCCAGUGUGGGCAUUGUGUGUAACGGUACACAUUGGUUAAUAUCUGCAAUAUAUUGACUUUUUUUGGGAACACUCCUUUUUGAACCCAAUACUUGCAGUACUCCAAAAAGAAACUGCCAUGAUUGCAUUGACAUCUAAUCUCUACCUAUGUAUAAAACUUUCAAAUACACGAUUGUAUUUACUAUGUACGAUUAAAUCAUCUCUGUAUUCUGGUGCCUGUAGAUUAGGGAUGUACGAAAACAGUUGGUUCCCCUUUCAGGGUUCAGAUCCAUUACAUCUUGUAGCAUGAGUUUGUCAAUCUUGAACUCGUGUGUUAUAGCCAUACGGAAAGCCACCCACUUAACCCCAUAGCAACAAUUGUUGUUGAAUAUAAACUGGAUGGACAGAAUUGUUUCAAUCAGCACCAUCUGUAUCACACGUGACAUGGCCUUUAUCAAUGAAUUGUUGCACAGUGGACUGAACACUGGCUUUUUAAGCAGACAAUGGACAACUGAACUUUGAUUUCCUAAUGUUCAGACCCUACUUUUGUACCAUUCUGAAACAUGAUAAUAAAACAAACACUUAACACUAAA
Messenger RNA from Micropterus dolomieu (smallmouth bass), 6461 nucleotides. RefSeq names its product leucine rich repeat containing 8 VRAC subunit Aa (gene lrrc8aa). Bases 371 to 2758 code for a protein of 795 amino acids. The record is from RefSeq and is a predicted model, not a curated record. Gene Ontology annotation, molecular function: protein binding. The transcript is spliced from 3 exons. Lineage: Eukaryota; Metazoa; Chordata; Actinopteri; Centrarchiformes; Centrarchidae.